AUGUCCAACCAAACCACCAUGAUCAAAUUCCUUCUCCUGGGAUUCUCUGAUGUUCCAGAACUGCAGAUUUUGCACUUUGAGCUGUUUCUAGUGCUUUAUCUGACAUCCCUACUGGGGAACCUUCUCAUCACCACAGCCAUAGCCGUCAACCAUCAACUUCACACCCCCAUGUACUUCUUCCUGAUGAAUCUGUCCAUCCUAGACCUUGGCUCCAUCUCUGUCACCAUCCCCAAAUCCAUGGCCAACUCCCUCAUGAACACAAGAUUGAUUUCUUAUUCUGGAUUUGUCGCCCAAGUCUUUCUUGUCUUCUUCUUCGCUUCAGCAGAUUUUGCCAUACUGACCAUCAUGGCAUACGACAGAUAUGUCGCCAUCUGCCAACCACUGCACUAUGAGAGAGUGAUGAACAGAAGAGCUUGUGUCCAAAUGGCAGCCAGUACCUGGAUCAGUGUUAUUCUCUAUUCUGCAGUGCACACUGGAAACACAUUUGCAAUAUCUUUCUGUGGAGGCAACAUGGUGGAUCAGUUCUUCUGUGAAGUCCCCCAGCUCCUCAAGCUUGCUUGCUCUAACUCAGACCUCAGUGAAGUCGGGUUUCUCAUCUUUAGUGUGUGCUUAGCCUCAAGCUGCUUUGUUUUCAUAAUUGUAUCAUAUGUUCAGAUCUUCACCACAGUGUUGAGAAUCCCCACUGAGCAAGGCCGGCAUAAAGCCUUCUCCACCUGCCUCCCUCACCUCAUUGUGGUCUCCUUGUUUAUUUGCACUGGGACCUUUGCCUACUUGAAACCCACCUCCAGCUCAACCUCAGGUCUGGAUCUCAUGGUGGCUGUUCUCUAUUCUGUGUUGCCACCAAUGACGAAUCCGAUCAUCUACAGCAUGAGAAACAAGGAGCUCAAAGGUGCACUGAGUAAAGUGAUAGGUUGGAGGUUAUUCUCUAAGAAUAAAAUGUCCAUAUUUCUCCAUCGGUAA
Molecule: messenger RNA, 960 nt
Organism: Mauremys mutica (yellowpond turtle)
Lineage: Eukaryota; Metazoa; Chordata; Testudines; Geoemydidae
Product: olfactory receptor 14A16-like
Exons: 1
Coding region: 1-960 (319 amino acids)
Biological process (GO): G protein-coupled receptor signaling pathway
Cellular component (GO): membrane
Molecular function (GO): odorant binding; olfactory receptor activity; G protein-coupled receptor activity
Source: RefSeq, a predicted model, not a curated record